Messenger RNA from Rhineura floridana, 1732 nucleotides. RefSeq names its product CCAAT enhancer binding protein delta (gene CEBPD). NCBI's taxonomy places the organism in Eukaryota, Metazoa, Chordata, Lepidosauria, Squamata, Rhineuridae. Gene Ontology annotation, biological process: regulation of cell differentiation; regulation of transcription by RNA polymerase II; DNA-templated transcription. The transcript has a single exon. The coding region runs from base 243 to 1196 and encodes 317 amino acids. The record is from RefSeq and is a predicted model, not a curated record. Gene Ontology annotation, molecular function: DNA-binding transcription factor activity, RNA polymerase II-specific; RNA polymerase II cis-regulatory region sequence-specific DNA binding.
CCUAACUGCCAGGUUUACACGCGCACGUGCUGCCUAGGACCGUAUCCGAAGUCCAGCGUGACUGUCCCAAGAAGGGAAAAAAGAAAUUGGGGGCAGAAGGUGGGGAACUGGCUGAGGCAAAGUCCACGCCCGGCCAAGUAAGCGACUCGCACGCGCACGCCGCCUCCACCUGCGAGCGGGGAAAGGGGGCGAACUUGGCUUUCCGUCAGCCCCCCACACACCUCGGAACACCGGGACCCUCCAUGAGCGCCGCCACCCUGGACUGCCUGGACUCUCUGUCGUGCUACAGGAGCUGGUCCCUGGAGCCCGCCAACUUUUACGACGCCAAGGUGGGCGAAGGCGGCGGUGGGCUGAGUCCUUCGUGCAAAGCGGGUAACAUGAGCAACGGCGUCGAGGAGUCCAGCGUGGUCUCCUCGGCCCCCGGCAACGGCAGCCGCGAUCUGGCGGAGUUGAGCGCCGCCGCGCCGGCCAUGUACGAGGACGAGAGCGCCAUAGACUUCAGCUCCUACAUUGACUCCAUGGCGGCCGUGCCCAACUUGGAGCUGUGUAACGACGAGCUCUUCGCUGACCUCUUCAACAGCAACCAUAAGGGCUGCGAGCGCGGCGGCAGCAACAGCGCCUACGGGGACUAUCUACCGCCACCGCAGGCACAGCACGCGUCCGGAGGCAGCGCCUUGGCCAGCCUACUGCACGCCAGCGUCCCACCCGGCCCGCUCCGCGGCGCUGUCAAGCAGGAGCCCGACUGGGGCGACGAGGCGUCGGGCUCGGGCUCGCUGCUGCCCUCGCAGAUCGCCACCUGCGCCCAGACUAUCGUCAAUCUAAGCGGGCAGCCCACGCCUCCAACCUCCCCGGAGCCGCCGGGCAGCGCCUCGCCGUCCAGCUACAGCAGCCGCUCUUCCGCCUCCUCGUCGUCGGGCGGCAAAGAGCGGGCGGUCAAGAAGUGCGUGGACAGGUUCAGCCCGGAGUACCGGCAGCGGCGAGAGCGCAACAACAUCGCCGUGCGCAAGAGCCGCGACAAAGCCAAGCGCCGCAACCAGGAGAUGCAGCAGAAGGUGGUGGAGCUGUCCGCCGAGAACGAUAGGCUGCACAAGAAGUGCGAGCAGCUCACCAGGGACUUAGCCAGCCUCCGACACUUCUUCAAGCAGCUGCCCAGCACCUCUUUCCUGCAGGCCGCCUCGGCCACGGACUGCCGGUAACCGGCUGCAGCAGGAGCCACCACGCCUGGCUACGCAAGAGACUUUGAACUUCUUCAAGAAUACCUCAGAGAGAGCCGCACAGACUGCAGCGGGGCUGCAUGGGAGGGAGGGGGGACUGCACACACAGACUGUGCCAAAGGUGUGCCGAGAGAAGGGGCGCUCCUUUCUCGCGUGACUUCUUCCCUCCUAAGGAAGAAGAAACCUAGGCUAGAAGGCCAGAAAGAAACACGCCGUGAAAAUGUGUUUGCUUUCAAGUUUCUUUCUUUGAAUGGGCUAAGCUUGGGGUCUUUAACCACAAAACUUGCCAAAAAAGUGAAAGAAAAGCUAAACGUCUCUUUUUCUUCCUAAGUUAUUUUUGUAAUGAUAGUUUUGUUUUUCUACAUCUUACGCAUAUUGAUGCAGCUAUGGUACUUUGUAAGAAACAAAUGAUUUUCAAACACUUUUUAUUGUAUACAGCAAGUGAAAAAAUAGACUGAGCAUGCCCAAAACUUUUAUAAAUUUUUACAGCAUUUCUAAAAAUAAAAAGUUGAAAUUUA